CUGCGCCUCGGCGCGGAGCGCGGCGACGCGCACUGCCAGUACUGCCUCGCCGUCGCGCUGCUGGAGAAGGACGAGCUCCAGGAGGCCGUCAUCUUCCUCGAGCUGGCCGCGGACCAGAAGUACGCCAAGGCGGAGUUCACCGCGGGCGCGUGCCACCUCCAGGGCCUCGGCGUCCCCGAGGACGAGGACAAGGCGCUCCGCUGGUUCCUCCGCGCGGCCUACCGCGGCCACAACGAGGCGCGCCAGGCCGUCGGCGUCAUCCGCCGCCACCGGCCCGACGCGCCC
This is a messenger RNA of Aureococcus anophagefferens, 285 nucleotides long. RefSeq lists its product as hypothetical. Gene Ontology annotation, molecular function: protein binding. The annotation marks the transcript as partial. NCBI's taxonomy places the organism in Eukaryota, Pelagophyceae, Pelagomonadales, Pelagomonadaceae. The record is from RefSeq and is a predicted model, not a curated record. The transcript has a single exon.